GCAACACUCUUGUUGUCCUUCUCACGCACCACCGCACUGAGGUUCGUCUCUCUCCAAGAUGAACACUAUAAAUGCUAUUAUGGACUCCAUGCAGGGCUUUGGGGUGAGCACCACCCACUACCUGCAGACCAACUAUCAGGAUGCCCAGGGUCUGUUCCUCUGGGUGUCCUGGGCGGCUGACCUCAGGAACACCUUCUUCAUCUUCUUCCCGCUUUGGUUUCACCUGCGGUCCUCGGUGGCUGUUAAGCUCAUCUGGGUGGCUGUGAUUGGAGACUGGCUCAACCUGGUCUUUAAAUGGUGGGUCAACUAAAUCUUUGACAUUUUCAAGCUAAUGUUUGAUCAGGUGUGUUUGGACCAUACCUGAAUGCAUGUCUCUGUUGGUUCCUCAGGAUUCUGUUCGGGGAGAGGCCAUACUGGUGGGUCCAUGAGGCGGCAUAUUACGCAGACGGUGCUCGUCCUCAUAUUGAGCAGUAUCCUAUGACCUGUGAAACCGGGCCAGGUGAGAACUUCAGCACAUGGUUUUAUCUACUGAAAGUCCCUGUUUACCCCCAGACUCCUUCCACUCUUGGCGCAUUACACAUGAUAACACAUGCAAUAUUUUGUGGCUGCAUUUUUCCCAUAUUGAUAUGAGAUUUAACCCAGAAUAGCUGGAUCAUGUGGGUCUUAACCAGACCUAAAACUGCAGCUCUUUAAACUGGAUUAGACACAAAGUAAAGGGAUUACAUAAUUUAGCAAGACCCACUUUACUGGGCUUUUGUAGUGCGUGCUCCCAUAUUCUUAAACCAUAGUUACUAUUAAAGAUAAAGCAUGAAUAUAUUAUGUAAUAGAUUUUUUUACUGCAAACUUUUUUAUUCUGAUAAAUUUUCUUUAUCGAAUGUCUGGUAAAAUCAAUCAAAUUAAAUGACCACGAUCCAGUUACAAUAUUGCACUCAAAGUUUAUUUUCUAUCUUUGAAUUUUACGAGUUUUUGUGCUUUAUUUCAAAAUCCAAACUAGUAGGAGUCACGUAUUUAACAGUGUAGAUGAGUAAAAGUACAAAUUGCCUCCAAGGAAUAAAAUUUCUUUAAAAAAAAAAAAAAAGUCACUGAUAAAAUAUUUUAGUGUGAUAUUAUAUACAGUUUAAAUUAAUGGAGCUGCUGGUGCAGGUCUGAAGCACCAAUUUUAUGCUUCUUCCUAUGCAGUUAGGUUUUCCUAAAUGUACAGUGAAUUAUUUGAAGAGGUUGUAAAUUGCUUUUUCAUAUUUUACAAAUAAAAAUGGGUUAGAAAAAGGUUGGAUGUCAAUACAAAACGUGCUCCGAUUGGUGAAUGUCCUUAAAAAAGAGCGUCAAAAUAAAAAAUGAUGUAAUUUACUAAACAGAACCAUCCUGCUCUUGGAUUAUUUUUUUUAGCCCUUUCCAACAUUUCUGACUCAGCUCUGGGGUCCAGAACAUUUGGCAAUAUUUCAUAAUUUGUCAUUUCAAAUAGAGAAAUAUAACUUUUGUUGCAUGGCAACAGCGGAGGAGGCUGCUGGAGUGUUAUGGAGGCCCUAGAGAGACAGUGGCUGAAAUGAGACAUUUCAAGCCGAGUUUUUAAAGACAACAAUCUGAGAUGAAUCAGGAAUUGUUCAAGCUCUAAAGCUGCUACAAAGUUAUCAGAGGGAGAAAAUAAAGCCUGAAAACUAACAUUACAUCCUCCCUUUAACUAAAUUGUCAAAUAAAUACUAACUUCACAUCACACUUAAGUUCUCUUGUCUCUUGGAUUUCAGCUUAAAAACUGAAUAAUAAAACUGAUUCCCCGCUCAUUCCUUCCUUCCUUCAGUCACUUCAGCUCUUAACACUGCAGUCAUUGUCCUGUUUGAGUGAACCAGCCGCUCAUAUCUCCCCUUUUCUGUUUGUGUCGCGCAGGAAGCCCCUCUGGACACGCCAUGGGAGCCGCCGGGGUCUACUACACUCUGGUGACCUCCAUCCUCGCCAUCAUGACCAGCAAGAAGAAAUUCGGAAGCAAAAAAUCCACCAACAAGCAGUGGUGAGCGAGGAAACUGUGAUCUGAGAUGAAGGUCUUUUUCUAUAAGUGUUGUUUACGUCCUCCAUCCUGAGCUUAUCGCUGAGGACACACUAUCAGUUCUGCACUUUGGUUGAUCAUUGACUCCUGGGAACUGUUAGGAUAUCGUACAUGACUUGUUUUGGCGUCCAGGCGGCACAGAAUAACUGUGCUAAUCCUUAUAUUGCUUUGAAAGGUUGACUUGUUUGUUUCUGUGCUGCACUUGAAAAGACAAAGCUGAUUUGAUAAAUCACAGUUUUGGUGUUUUGUCUCUCCGCAGGUAUCUGAAGGCUGUUUUGUGGGCUCUUUUCUGCGCAGUCCAGGUGUGCGUCUGUCUCUCCAGAGUCUUCAUUGCUGCUCACUUCCCUCACCAGGUCGUUGCAGGUGUCAUCACAGGUCAGUAUAAGUGUUUUUAUGCUUCUGCUUUUAUGUAAUAAAAAUGAAACAGAUUUUAAUGACGCUGCAUUAAAUUCUAGGUAUGAUCGUGGCUGAAGCCUUCAACAGGACUCAGUGGAUCUACAACGCCAGCAUGAAAAAUUACUUCUACACAACCCUCUUCUUGACCUCCUUUGCUGUCGGCUUCUACCUCCUGCUCAAAGCUCUAGGCGUGGACCUGCUGUGGACCCUGGAGAAAGCCCAAAAGUGGUGCGUGAGGCCUGAGUGGGUCCACUUAGACACCACCCCCUUCGCCAGCCUCCUGCGUAACAUGGGCACUCUGUUCGGCCUGGGUCUGGGCCUGCACUCCCCGCUGUAUACAGAGGCCAAGAAGAGCAACAGCAAGCUGGUGAAAGCGGGGUGCGUCCUCAGCUCUCUGUUCCUGCUGCACCUCUUCGACUCCUUCAAGCCCCCCACGCACACCGCAGCUCUCUUCUACCUGCUGUCGUUCUGCAAGAGCGCCACCGUGCCCCUGGUAACCGUCAGCAUCAUCCCGUACUGCGUGAACGGAGCGCUGAGCAUGCAGAACAAAAAGGGAGUGUGAGCAACGAACUCGAAGGUUAUACAGACUCAUAAAAUGGAAGUGCAGAGUCCCUUCAACUUAUGGGGCUGAUGGCAUUCAUACUCAGGGAAAACGAUGUCGCCGCGAAAUCGUCACAAGUGUCAGUUGGACACUGGACUCUGUGAGCGCUCUGUGACACUAAAAGCACCGUCCACAACACCCCGGAGCACUUAGUGAUUUUUUCUGGGAAUCUGAAUUUAACUCAAUAAGCUAAUAUUACAAAUUUUUAACAUGUGGCGACAGGACAAACAUUGAACGACUACCAAUGGACUCAUUCCUAUCAUGUCAUGCUCAACCUCAUUUCAAAGCCAUGAAUAGUCACUAACGAUUUUGAUAUGCUAUUUCAACUUUUUAUGUAUUUUGACUACCAAAGAAAGUUUUUUUUUCUAACUAAUGGAAAGUAUUUUUGAACUGUUUAAUGUAUUUUUAAUAAAAAAGUUGUCAAAAUUUACAAAAC
Molecule: messenger RNA, 3471 nt
Organism: Xyrichtys novacula (pearly razorfish)
Lineage: Eukaryota; Metazoa; Chordata; Actinopteri; Labriformes; Labridae
Source: the annotation of a GenBank genome assembly